UCUGUCAAACGAAAGUGGAUGACCUACUUUUCUCCCCUGCCUCUGAAAUAUUUCAGAAAUAGGAUUGGAUAGCUGCAGCUGAAGUCCUGUGCACUAACCCAGAAACAGACUAACGCUGCAGCUAUAGGCAAUACUACAUUUCACCACCUCACCCCCUCCCUCCUCUCUCUUUAUGUUUGGCUCUUGAAAAGGGGGUGGGAGUUGGUAGGGAAGCUGAGAGAGGGCAUUUUAACAGAUGACAGAUUUUGAUUGGAUUCACUGUGAGUUUAGGAGGAAAGUAGAUGGCAAGGGCUGAUUAUUUUUGUUUCCUGCCUCAUUUUUCUCAGCUGUGAAGAUAUAAGAUCCAGUUCAGCAGACAGAUGUUACCUCUGACCUCUUUAGCGCAUGGUUUAACACAUGUAGUAGUUUUGGAUCUGGUAUAUUGACCCCAUGGCAGUGAGCAGACAUUGCAUAUUGUGUUAUGCACUGUUCAGUGAAGUCCUGUUCAGCCAAACACACCAUGUCCUUCGAACAGCUGGGACUGCAGGAUACAACAGGCUCAUCAGUUUUGAGAGCAUUCUGGAGGGUCUGUUUGGUCCACAGCUGAUAGAAGAUCUAAAAUUAUUUAAGGGUUGUGAGCCUGAAGCAGUGUCUGAUUGGUCAUUUGAUGAAAAUUGUCUCUUCUGUUGUUUAAGACGAGACAAAGUGAAGGAACACUUAGUUGGCUUGAGCAACCAGGGCCUUGACAAUACACCCAAGCCUCUCCUGGUGAAAGAUCAGACCAAAAUCAACAGACUAGAGAAGCAAGCUGAGGAAUUUCUCAAUGCAGUCCUCUGCAGAAAAGAUGUGCCAAGCUUCUCAGACCCGCACAUUCCAGUAGUGGCUCGAGAGAUCAUGCAGAGAAUGAUCCGCCAAUUUGCCGUCGAAUAUACCUCAAAAACCAGCUCCUCUCAGGAUAGCCACUCAGAUCGCCAGCCUUGCUCUGACCAAAGCCUGCCACGCCCACCCUCUUUCUCAGGGGCUUCUCCUUCUACCAGCCCUGCUGCCACUCUGGCUCCCUCCGCACACAACCAGAACCCCGUCCUCAGCAAACUCCUCAUGGCUGACCAGGAGGCUCCCCUUGACCUCACCAUCAAGAAACCCCUGGCUGAGCCCAGUGAACAAGAGGGAGUCCUUGACUUGUCUCUCAAAAAGAACCGCUACAGCAGCAGCCUGCCAGUCCACAGUCCCUACCUUUCUCCAACCACACCCACGUUCAAAGGUGAAUCUACAGACUUGAUGCAUGUUGCAAAGUCAAAAGACCUGCAGUCCACCUCCACGCUGGAACAGUUCAUGGCCAAACUCUGCCCCCACCAUCAAAGGCAGAUUGUAGAUGCCCUUGGCUUCCUACAGACAGAGGUCAAGGCAUUGGCAUCUUCCAGUACAUCACAAGCCUCUAACUCUACCUCUGGGAUUCAGGGAACCACAUCUUUAACUGCAACAUCCAGUCUGGACACCCCUGAGAAGUCAUGCCCUGAACUAAGGCUUCCCAUUGCAUCUACUCCCAAAGGCCUGCUGGAGAUCCAGGAUGUAGCCCAUGUUAUCCCUAGCAAUUUUGCAAUUGCCAAACAAGUUCCAGAAACAGCAAUUUCGCUCAAAACAUCCAUUAUUGCUGGCUCUCCUUUGGAUCUUCGCAGACCUGGGUCAGUGAGUAUCUCCACCCCAAAUACAGUGGACAAUGAGAACAACCGUCAUAGUGACCAUGCUCCUCUUAAAAUGAAGAUAAUGAAGACCAGCAACCUUUCUGAUGGUAAGAAGUUGUCAUGUGUGCUCACCACCUCUCUUUCAAAUAACUCUGGCGUUCUGGAGGAGCGACAGGGUAACUCAGAUUCACCUAACAGAACAGAUGCUCACAGUGCUAGACUUAGUUCCUCUUUGAGACACAAUCAGUCUAGUCAGUCAAAUCAAGCAAGACAGAGAGACUCCUUUGGACACACCAAAGAUACACCAGCAAAACAAUAUUCAGUUCACAAGUCCAUCAGCACCAUUCCUUCAGACACCCCCCGGACUGCCAGAAAGACCAUCAGGGGGUCCUCUGAUCAUCGGAACAGAGACUCUAAUUGUAGAGUCAUAGUGGACCCUGAUCUAGGCCAUUGUGACAUUGUUUAUAUUGACAAACCAAUUACAGAGUGUUUGAGAGAACAGCAGCGCCAUAUGCUCCCACGCCGUAAUGCCAGAAAAAGCACCAGAGGACAUAUGUAUAUAGAGGAAAUGUGGGAGUUAAAAACUGUCCGCACCUUAGCCGGUCGUAAUGAGAGGGGCAACUGUCCUAAUCCAAUGCCAGAGCUGAUCACAUUGGUCACCCCAAAACAGAUGCUUGCCAAGCCUGAUGGUGUACCACCUGUAGAUAUGCCCUUUGCUGGAGGCUGCGGGGAGACAAUUAGUCAGCAAAUGCCCACAGAGGAGUCAGAUGAAAGGGAGAUACCAGGAACAGGAGAUAUGGUGGAGACAUCAGCCAGUGAACAAGAUCUUAUAGUUGAAACUAGUCAGACAGAUCAAUGUCAGAGCAAAGAGCAGUCUGCUCCUCCUUCUCCCCUAAGCCCCCCAACAGAGAAAAGAGAAACAGAUAUGAAUGUAAAUGUAGUGCAAGAAGCAACAGCAGAUUCCGGGCAAACAACAGAAAGUGGGGAUUGUUUUGCUCAGGCUUCAUUUGAUACAGAAAAAGAUGACCAUGAGCCUGAAGAGGCCUCGAAUCAAAGAACUGAGCAGGUAUUAGUAGAAACAGUAGUAGAGUCAUCAGAGACUGAUAACAUAGAAAAAGCUGAUCCACAGCCUGUUUCAGCAGAAGCUAUAAGCACUGAGUCUGAGCAACAGCAGGAGACUGACUCUUUGGCCACAUCAGUUGUGGAAGAGAGGGAGGAAGAGAAAGGAGAGAGCAUAGAGGAUGAGCAAUCUCAAGAGCUUCAGCUAGAGACACAGGAACAAUCUUACAACUCUGGAAUAGAAGAAAUGUCUAGCAUCACAGAUCCAGCAGAGGACAUAGUGAAAAAGCAGGAAAUUACCACAGUUGAACCAGUUAACCAUGUUAUGCCUGUAGAGACUGAAGAAGAGGAUGAUGAUGGUGAUGAUUAUGAUGUAUCCUCAAGGACAAUGGAGGCACUCUUGAAAGAAUUACCCCCUUGGCGUAGAAAACGGGGUACUGUAAUUUCUCUACCAAAGCGAUUAAGAGAAACGAAGAAAGUAAUAGUGGGAUAUGUAAAUGGCAGACCCAUAUCAGCCUCUGACAGAAGUCUGCGUCGUAGAUCAAAUAAUAGCACCCCAGUAUCUAACAAAACCCCUGUGAAAGCUAGCCCGAAUGUUCCUCAAAACAUAUCUGUUCCAUCUGUUCAAAAUAAACCCGACCUGCUUGAGACAAUUUCACCUCUAAAAUCUACUGAGAACACACCUGCGAUUCCAGAAGUGACAGAAAUGCUUCUUGAAACCCCAUCAAGCCCAGUACCUAAAUGUCCCUCAAGGUCCCCUGUGAAGUCGAGUAAAAAUAAGUCAGAGCCAAAACCCAAACAAAUUCAGGAACAAAAAAGAGUUGUUCAGAGUGUUCAGGAUACUCAAAGCACUGAGUCCAAACGUCCCCUUAGAUCAGCCAGACAGAAGCCAGCUGGAGAUGCUGUAUCACCACUCCCUGUAAAUACUGUGGUGUCCCCUGCAUCCCCAGGUCCUACUGCUAGCCAUGCCCUUCCAUCUGCAGAGCAUCUUCCCUCUGUUGUCAGUUCCUCUUCCCUUCCUGUUUCUUCACCUCUGAUGAGUACAUCAUCUCCCCUUGAUGCUGAGCAGUCCCAGCUAUGUACAGUCCCAAAGACUACUGUGGAGUUAAACACUGUCAAAGCUCAGCCAGUGGACACCAACUCCAGUGAAAUGCAAACAACUGAGGUGGAAAAUAGGUUGCAAACUAAACAGAAGCUUAGGUCUGCAAAGCUUGCAGUAGAUGUCAGUAAGAAUGAGAAAAAGCAAGAUAGCUGUGAGGUAUUAAGUACAUUAGAAAAUCAAUCUCUGGUAAGGAAUGAAAUGCAAAAACCAGUAAGAAGUAAACGCGUUCACCAAAAGGCAGAAGAAGCAAGUGAUUUUGCGUUGCAGAAGUCAGAUGCAUCCUCAUUAGAUGACAAACCUGCAAGUGGAGAUGAUAGUAGUUCUUCCUUUUCAGACAAACCUGUGAGAAUGCCAUUAAGGAGUGAGACCAGCAAGGCUGAAAUGUCCAAUCAGUCUGCUACCCAACCAUCUGUGGACAACAAAAAGUUAGCAUUGAGGUCACAGAGACUGGCCACAGCUUCUACCAGUACUCCUAAUAUAGCUGGAAAACAGAGAGAUGUAGCAUCACCUAUCAGAAUGAAGCAAGAACGAGUAACUAAGGCUUCAGUAAGGUCUUCUUCAUUGUCUGUCAGCUCUGUGCUGCCCUCCAGCUCAGUAAUGCCUUUGAUCUCACCAAGACAUGAGCCCCUAAAACAAACUGGCCACAAAUUCUUUGAGGCUCUGAAUGGAGAAGAAAACCAACACUUGAUUACAAACCUGAACAUAAAGUAUGAUAAAAUGCAGAAAGGUUGGGUCCAAAUGGACAAAGAGGGGCAGCCAGCAACAAAAUACAAAAACAAGGCAGACAGACAGGCAGCUAUAUGGAAAAGUAAGCGGAGGACACGAAAACCAAAGUGUCUGGAACACCAGAGAUACUCACCAGUGCAAAUGCUUUUCAUGAAAAAUUUUGACCUCACCAGUAUUUGUCGCUGGUUCCUUGAAUCAACAGAAACAAAGUCUCUUGUCAUUGUCAAGAAAGUGAAUACACGUCUUCCAUCUGAAACUCAGCUGUGUUUCCACAGCUCCUCUGGUGUUUCAGGUACUUCCCAAGGUUUAUUCCCAAGCCUGCAGGCUGAGCGCCUUAAGAAACAUUUGAAGAAGUUUGCCAUUGCUUCACCUGUGAAGAGCAAUCCCAAGAGUCAGAAACUGAUUGCUAAAGCGCUGGAGCAGGAGGCAAAUACAGUCAAAGGGAAAGAGAAGAGAGAAGUUUCCAGUACUACUCAGAAUAUGACUAAGCCAUACUGCUCUUCUGUUGAAACUCAGCUGCACAUAGGUGAAGCUCAGAAAGCUUCAGGUAAAUCCAAGAACCCCGCUAGUGCUAGGAUCUUGAGGAAGUACUCUAACAUACGAGGAAAAAUGCAGGUUCAGCAAAGCAAUGUUAGGCUGAAAAAGACCCCAGCAAAACGCCUGAAAGCCACCAGUAUGAAAAGACUGACCACCUCCAAAUCUGCAUCCAAGGUAAAUCUCAAAUCAGCUGUAAAGGGACAGAAAUCCCAGCCAGCCAAAAGAAUGAAAGAGUCUGAUGCUAAAACUGGGAAAGGGAAACUGACAGCUAGCAAAAAGUCUGUCACAAAGCCUGUUCAGGAAAGGACAGUCAAGGCUCAGAGCAGUAGAGCUUUGAGAGAUUUGGCCAAAAAAGAUGCUGAUUCACCACAGAGAUUUUCUCAAAGACUAGGGUCCUCUAAAAUAUUGAAACAUAGUCCAGUCCACCCAUCUACAUGCAAGGUUGACUCAAACAAAAAACAGUUAGAAGCAGAAAAAACAGAGGCAGAAAAAUCCACUCUGACUAAAGUAAAUGCUUCAAAAAUCCAAACAAAGGAAUUAUCCCAAAGUAAAGUCACUGAAAGUAAAGAUGCUGAGAAUGCUGUGGAAGCCCCACAGCACAGCAUGGACGUUAAGGGCCCAAUCUCACCUGACCAGGUUCUGACAAGAUCCCAGAGAAAAAUGGAGGCGGCAGUCCCUUUGAGUGGGAGCCCCAGUUAUACCUCCAAGAAGGCCUCAAAGUCCAUGAUAAUACAAAGCAGAUAUCCGAAAUCUGCCAAGAAUGCUCAGGAACCCACGCUGACGAGAAGAGGGACUCAAAAGUCUAUUGCUAAAAGAGGUCAGGCACUCUCACUGUCACGAAGUGCGACUACAAAAUUGGCAGCAAAGAGAGCUCAGGAGCUUUUAGAGACCCCAGCUAAACGUACCAGGACAUCCCAUUUAAAAUAAAGCAGACUUGAAGACAGAAAUCACAUUUAUUAAGAGGUUUUAGUGAUUUUCUUUAGUCUGAAAUAUAUUCAAAAAGACCAGAAGUAACUAUUUUGUGUACUCAUCGAAUUGUUCAGAGAAUACAUUUUUUGUUGGCAAAUGUGUUAACAAGAGAGCGGAUUUGAGAUUCAUAUAUGCUUUUGUACAGCCUAAGCAUCAAAAUGCAAAUUGGUGAUGGAUUGUUUGCUGAGCAUUUGCUGUAUAUGUUCAAGGACUACAUACAAGUCCAGUGUGAUGCUUAGCUUAGCAGAUGUAGUUUCCCUUUUGGCUUUGUGUUUCAGCACUCUAUGGCACGGCUGGAGAUAACAUUAAUAGCAUAUCAAAACUCAUUUUGCAAAUUGAAAAAAUGUGUGAAGCUUUGAUGCCAGUCUGUGUUAUCAAAGUGACAGCAAAUGCAGUUGCCAUACAUGUUUUUUUUUUUUUUUUUCUUGUUAUAUUGUAAAUAUGAGCAGUUAUUGUUUUGGACAAUUGCAUGCUUGGUAUUUAGUGAACACUGUAGAAUAUAACUGUUCACAGAGAGCAUGAUACCAGAAGCAUGAGGUCAGCUUUGACUGAAUAAUAUUUUUGCAUACAGCAAUUAGGCCAUCGGUAUCUCCAGCUUGUCUUCCAAUCAGAGCUUUGUGAAUAUGUGACUGUUGUGACCAGGUGCCUUAUUUAUGAAGUGUAAAGUAAUAGAAUGUGUUGCUAAAUGUGAAAACUCAGUCCUCUAGCUGUAACAGAGUCCCCAGUGUUUGGAGAAUCAGUAAACAUGCAUUUGCUUAUUUCCAUGUGCAAAUAAUUUCCGUUCUAUACAGUACACAUUAUGUGCCUCUUUGCUUAAUGUGUAAAUCCUUUAUUUUGAAUAUGUUGACUGAGGCAUUAUGAUUUAUUCUGGUUUACUCUCUAUUCAGCUGUUUUUAUUUUCACAUAUUAAUUUUCCCCGGAGCAUUAACAUCAUAAUUGUUAUUACUAUUGAUGUAUUAGAUGUUGAAGAUGACUGUGCUGUUGAAGCAAACAGGCGCUCACUCUUUGUAUUUGUGUCAUGACAAAACAAAAAUUGUACAUUUUUGUUUUUUAUUGUUCAUUAGGGUCAUUUUAAAAAUUGAUUUAUGUUGUUUCUCAGCAGUUACUUCUGACCAUUACCCUCAUUAUUUGGAUAUAAUAGCAAUUUCUCUUUGAACAUUUUAUCUGCUUUUGCAUGUAUUAAGUCUUGUUAAUGUGAAGACAGUUGCAAAGCAAUUUUUGCAACUCUUGGAAUAGAGCUAUUGCCUAGUUAGAGCUGAAAUGCAGAACUCAAUUUGUGUCUUUUUUUUUCCCCUCAGAAGACUAACCCAUUCAAAACUAUGCAUGCACAUUUUGGUGGCUGUCAUAAAGCUAUACUGAGAAAAAAAAACAAAACAAAAAAAAAAAACAUCAGAGUUGACAUUGCGACAGUAGUUUGUGUAUCAUUUCGGCAACCAUGUUUGUGAACAACAAAACCUGAAGAGAUUGUGUGUACAUUUAGUCGGCUAAUAUGGUUAAUAUUUGUGACUUCUCAUGGCAUUAAUGGCACAUUACUGGUCCAAUAAUUCCUUCCCUUGAUUUUUCACAAGUUGGAUGUUUUUUGUCACCCUCAAUUGUACAUCCCAGUAUGUAUGUUUUUGUUCUGUUUAAUUUUUGUCUUUUAAUCUUCAUUGACUGUCUGGUAGAUGUUCUCAUAAUGUGAAGUUUCUUUACUUCUACAAUAGUAACUUCCAUAACUGUAUCUUCAAAGGAAAAAAAUAUAUAUAAAAUUUUUAGCACAGUGUUAUUUUUUUAUUAUGGUCAUUUCUCUUUAGAGAGUAAUCAUCUGUAAAUGCAAAACGUAUAAGUCAUGUUUUUAUUGUUAUUUAAGAACUCCAUGUAGGCUAAAACAUUCAGUGGAUCUAAAUUAAACAACCCACCAAAUAUCAGACUUGAACAUGUUUAUUCUUUACAGUUUCUAUUUAUAGAUUUUGAUUUUGUAUAUCAGAAAGAGAUAACUGCUUUAUUUGUGGUAAUCCCAAGAGUGAUACAUCUUUUAUGUUAAGAACUUUGUAUUUUUGCUGGAGUUGAUAUAAAGAUGUUUGAAUUUUA
Molecule: messenger RNA, 8124 nt
Organism: Myripristis murdjan (pinecone soldierfish)
Lineage: Eukaryota; Metazoa; Chordata; Actinopteri; Holocentriformes; Holocentridae
Product: ligand-dependent corepressor
Exons: 8
Coding region: 430-6012 (1860 amino acids)
Biological process (GO): regulation of transcription by RNA polymerase II
Cellular component (GO): nucleus
Molecular function (GO): DNA binding
Source: RefSeq, a predicted model, not a curated record